Lodderomyces parapsilosis is the source of this 2685-nucleotide messenger RNA. Its product is annotated as serine/threonine protein kinase. NCBI's taxonomy places the organism in Eukaryota, Fungi, Ascomycota, Pichiomycetes, Serinales, Debaryomycetaceae. The transcript has a single exon. Gene Ontology annotation, biological process: protein phosphorylation; spliceosomal complex assembly; regulation of mRNA processing. The record is from RefSeq and is a predicted model, not a curated record. Bases 1 to 2685 code for a protein of 894 amino acids. Gene Ontology annotation, molecular function: protein kinase activity; ATP binding.
AUGCCAAAUACAAAAUCAAAGCUUUCAUUAGCUAUACAACAAGCAGAUAACUCUGCGGCCAAGCAAGAUCAUCACCUGGAUUUAUAUCAUAACCACCAGCAACAUCAGUACCUGCAGCACCAUCACCACCACAACUACAUUCAGCAAUCUAUAUCCUCACAGCAUAGCUCUCACGAGGGACAGGAACAUUAUAAUAAUAAUGACAGCACGCCAAAGAAACGACAUCAUUUUAGGACAAAAAGUGGUGGAUCUACGCAAAGCGGUAACAGCAACCAAGGUAACGGACACAACGGUAACAAUGUUGAUAUAACGAUCAAUGCUAAUAACACAUUUGCUGAGAGCCAAAAUGGUCAUAGUUUUAAACCAGUUCCCAGCCCUUCUUUACUACCUAAUUUGAUCCAACAUAGUUCACCAUAUAUAUCAACGACGGCAUCUUCUGUCAAACAUUUCAAACCGGAAUUAUCUCCUUUGAAAACUACCUUUGAUGAGGAGAAACGGCACUCGAUAAUCGAAUCUCAAUUGGAACUGCAAUAUGACGAUGAGGGUGCUGUAUGGGACGAGUUUAAACAACCACAAGGUAAUGACGAUGAUGAUGAAUACGAACUCGAGGUUAAGUCGUCCAAGAGUCGUUCUCUUUUGCAUCACCAGUACAAUCAAAGUAAGGACCUUGAUCAGAAGAAGAAGAGGAAAAAGGACUGGUCGCAUAGUACACUUGGCGACCUGGAGGUAGAAAGCAAGGUGGAUGAAGGACAAAAAUAUAGCUUACAAGAAAGGGAGUAUCAUUCUCUGGAAAAGUCCAAGAACGUCAAGACUGGUAACCGAGAUGAGGAUGACGUUGACGAUAAAGUUGACGAUGAUGACGAGGAGGAGGACGAAGAUGAGGAGGAUGAAGAAGCGGCAGUAAACCCCGCCGAAGAAGAGGAUCUAAAGGAUUACGUUCCCGGAGGAUAUCACCCAUGUUUCAUUGGAGAAGAAUACAAAAAUGGGAAAUAUACCUUGGUGCGGAAGCUAGGUUGGGGUCACUUUUCAACAGUAUGGCUUGCAAGAGACAAUGACAAACAAUGCCAUGUGGCAGUUAAAGUUGUUCGCUCAGCGAAACAUUAUACCGAAACUGCCAUUGAUGAAAUAAAACUAUUGGAUAAAGUGACAACAUCCGAUAUUCAACAUCCUGGACAUCAGCAUGUAAUUCAACUAUUGGAUACCUUUACCCAUAAAGGUCCCAAUGGAAUACAUGUAGUGAUGGUUUUCGAAGUAUUGGGGGAGAACCUAUUGGGCUUGAUUCGUCGGUAUAAACAUAGAGGCAUUCCCAUUGUGUUUGUAAAACAAAUUGCUAAACAGUUAUUGUCUGCGUUGGAUUUUUUGCAUCGAAAAUGCGGUGUAAUUCAUACAGAUUUGAAACCCGAAAAUGUCCUAAUCGAAAUUGGUGACGUUGAGCAAAUUGUUCGUAUGGUUGAACAGGAGAACAAAGAACGUAAAUUGCAACGCAAGUUACUGAAAUCAUCAAAAACAUCAACAGCAAAUAGUUCAUACGGCAACAUCAAGGAUUCAGAGCAAUUGAACCAUCGUGCCAAAAGCAAACCAUCCACGUCAGUUGCAUCACCAACAAAUCAAAUUGUAUCUCCAUCAUUGGGUAGGUCAGGAAGAAGAUCCCGCAGGCAAACAUUGAUUACUGGAUCGCAGCCAUUGCCGUCGCCAUUAAGAGCGUUCAAUAAAUCAUUCACAAACAUAUAUGGAUUCUCAACGACUACAAAUACCCCCAUCAAGAGUUUGUCUAUAAACAACUCAACUGUCAACGCAACCACUACUGACUCACCUAUUCCAUUAUCUAGCACUGCUGAACGGCACGAUGAGGAUCGUGACGAUAUUGAUCAUGAUGGGACGUUAAACAAUUCCUUGAGCUCAAUGUCAAUUUCAAAUUCCAAUAGUUAUCAACCAGUUAAUGUCAAUCCCAUGCAAAUCCCCAAUGAUUCAAAUUUUCGACUUGAUGACUCAUCCACAAAUUUUGACGAUGUGAUUAAUGAAGAUGAAUUGAUAUCAGUGAAAAUUGCCGAUUUAGGCAAUGCUUGUUGGACAAACCAUCAUUUCACUGAUGAAAUCCAGACUCGUCAAUAUCGAGCACCUGAAGUGUUGCUUGGGUAUCAUUGGGGGUGUUCAAGUGAUUUAUGGUCAUUUGCAUCACUCAUUUUUGAACUACUUACAGGCGACUACCUAUUUGAUCCAAGAGAUGGGAAAUCAUAUUCCAAAGAUGAUGACCAUAUUGCACAAAUUAUCGAAUUGUUAGGCCCCUUCCCCAGAAUGAUGAUUAAAGAAAGUUUCUAUGGUCGUGAUUUUUUCAAUUCAAGAUUUGAAAUGCGACGCAUCCUGAAGUUAAAACCGUGGGGAUUAAAAGAUGUUCUUGUUGAGAAGUACAAGUUCUCCAUCAGUGAUUCGAUUGAGAUUGCUGAUUUCUUGUUGCCGAUGUUGCAAUUGCAACCCGAAGAAAGAGCUGAUGCUGGGGGAAUGAUCAAUCACCCUUGGUUGAGAGAUGCAUUGGCUUUGGAGAAUGUUGUAUUGGAAAGACCCGUUGGAGGGAGUGGCGAGGAUAUACCAGGGUGGUCAAAGGAGUUGCCUCCGCCUCAAUCAAGUGGGCGAGGAGGUUCGAAGAAUUCGUUGUCGGGUAUACAGCAAAAGUUCGAUACCCGUUAG